This is a messenger RNA of Lynx canadensis (Canada lynx), 1574 nucleotides long. It is a transcript of the gene QTRT2, whose product is annotated as queuine tRNA-ribosyltransferase accessory subunit 2. The record is from RefSeq and is a predicted model, not a curated record. Lineage: Eukaryota; Metazoa; Chordata; Mammalia; Carnivora; Felidae. The transcript is spliced from 8 exons. Bases 22 to 1269 code for a protein of 415 amino acids. Gene Ontology annotation, molecular function: tRNA-guanosine(34) queuine transglycosylase activity.
GACCUAGAGGAAUCCCCCAGAAUGAAGCUGAGUCUUACCAAGGUAGUUAAUGGCUGUCGCCUAGGAAAAAUAAAAAACCUGGGCAAAACAGGAGACCGCACCAUGGACAUUCCAGCCUGCCUUCUGUACACCAAGACCGGCUCUGCCCCACACCUGACCCAUCAGACACUGCAUGCUAUCCACGGGGUUCCUGCCAUGGCUCAGCUUACACUGUCCUCACUGGCAGAACACCAUGAGGUCUUGGCAGAAUAUAAGGAAGGAAUUGGAAAGUUCAUAGGCAUGCCAGAAUCACUCUUGUACUGUUCCCUGCAUGAUCCAGUCAGCCCCUGCCCAGCCGGUUAUGUAACGAACAAGUCUGUGUCGGUGUGGGGUGUUGGGGGACGAGUCGAAAUGACUGCUUCCAAGUUCAUGACAAUUCAGCAGGCCCUUCAGCCAGACUGGUUCCAGUGCCUCUCAGAUGGAGAGGCAUCUUGUGAGGAAGGAACUUCCAUAAAAAGAGCCAGAAAGUCUGUUGAUCGAUCACUUCUAUUCCUGGAUAAUUGUCUCCGGCUGCAGGAAGAGUCAGAGGUCCUUCGGAAAAGUACCAUCAUUGGUGUGAUUGAAGGUGGAGAUGUGAUGGAGGAGAGACUGAGGUCAGCACGAGAGACAGCCAAGCGGCCCGUAGGUGGCUUCCUUCUGGAUGGCUUUCAAGGGAAUCCCACAACCCUGGAAACUAGACUGUACUUGCUGUCAUCAGUCACUGCAGAGCUGCCGGAGGACAAACCCAGGCUCAUCUGUGGAGUCAGCCGACCAGAUGAGGUGCUCGAGUGUAUUGAAAGAGGAGUGGACUUAUUUGAGAGUUUCUUCCCUUAUCAAGUGACAGAGCGGGGAUGUGCCCUGACUUUCAGCUUUGAUUACCAGCCGAACCCUGAAGAGACGUUAUCACAACAAAAUGGGAUACAGGAAGAAAUAAAAUACACAGAUCAAACAAAGAAAAUUAAAACAACCAGUUGCAACCAAGAAAUUACAUCAUUUGAAAUUAAUCUGAAGGAAAAAAAGUACCAGGAGGACUUUGAUCCACUUGUGAGAGGGUGUUCCUGUUACUGCUGUAAGAAUCAUACUCGUGCGUACAUCCACCAUCUGCUGGUGACCAACGAGCUGUUGGCUGGAGUCCUGCUUAUGAUGCACAACUUUGAACACUAUUUUGGUUUUUUCCACUCCAUCCGGGAAGCACUAAGAAGUGACAGACUGGCACAGUUGAAAGAGCUCAUCCGCAGGCAAGCGUCUUGAGACCUGGCAUACACAAAUCAGACUUUUCACACUGAGACCGCCCCACUGUUGUCACACAGGAAGAAGAGAAGGAGAAACAAUCUUAGCUUUAAUUAUUUGUAUUUGAGAAUAAGGUGUACGCAAAUAAGGAAUGUUUGUAUCAAACUCUGCCUCCAUGAGAAAGGAGAUUUCUUAUAAAGACUUAAGUGACCCCAACUGAUCAGAAAGAAUUAAACCAUGACCUUUAAUAUUUCAAUGCUAACUUUUUUUUUUUUUUUUUUGAGAGAGAGAGAGAGAGAGAGCGCAUGUUUGCGCAUGUGGGGGCA